ACAUCCAUGUGUUUCUGAACGAGAGUCUUUAGUAGCUGGUACAACUAGUAUGCUAUCCUAGCCUGUAGCUAACCUGUCUGCCUUACGAUCUUAUUCUCGUAUUCAGCCUUGUCUCUUCUUCAACAUUUAGAUAUGGCCAGUAGCCAGCAGGCCAACGACGGCACGGAUCGGUCCGACCUGGUUUCUGAAGACGGCAAGAAUAGCAAAACGGUCGUGUGUCAACGCUGCGGAUCCAAAGUGCUGUGCCCGGGGAUGGCUGUGUUUGCAGAGAAAGAGCUGUUUUUACCAUCCAUGCGGAAAAAGAGCGGCCUUAGCACCACAGAGAGCUCAGCGGACGGGGACACUCUGACCGCCCACUGGUUUGUGGACGACAUGUACACUUUUGAGAAUGUGGGCUUCACUAAGGACGUGGGGAGAAUCAAGUAUCUCAUCUGUGCAGAUUGUGAGAUUGGACCGAUUGGCUGGCACUGUUUGGAUGACAAGAAAAGUUUCUAUGUCGCUGUGGAAAGGGUGAAUCAUGCAUAGUUUAAAUGCAUAUGUGAUCCCACAUGAACUUAAACAAAAUGUGUUGGCAGGCUAUGCAUCUUUUCAUGGAUUUAUUCUCAGUUGAUCCCAACCUAAUCCAUCAUACAAACACUUACAUAAACUGGUGUGUACAAUGUGUAUGAUAAAAGGACUGUGUCACUCUCAUUCUCCUCUCUCACACUAACAACAGUAUGAUCAUCCUGUUCUAAUAAAGAUGUUUUUGGGAAGCUAAUGUUGAAUACCAUCCUGGAUAAUGUGAUGUAAAUUCCCUCAUCUCAGUGUCUUUUAACCCACAGAAAAUAAUCAGUUUUAGUCAGAUUAAGAGAUAAAACAUAACUAACUCAUUUUAACUCAUUAAAAUAGUUCAGUACUAAAAUGAUCAGAUUAAUCAAUUGACACAUUUGUAUCAUUGUUAAUUGGUUACUUUUGUUUUUUAAAACUUUUGCUUAUACAAAUGCAGUUUGAAGAUGAUAUGAGUGGAUCUGUGAACUUGUAAUAGGCAUUUUUCAAUAUUUUUCGGACAUUUUAUAAAUUGUGCGAAUUCACUUAACAUGUUUGAUGGAAUAUUUAAUAUUGAAGACAAUCAUUUGUUUCAGCCCUAAACAAGUUACUCACUGUUUAGAAAAAUCCAUUCUCCAUUUGCAUGAUUGUACCCUAAAAAUACAGGGAGGGAAUUCCAUGUUAGUUUCGAUGAGUAUCAUAGUCUGACAUUCAGCUUGCUCCAUGUCUUUUUGAUGAAAGGGCUGCAAGAACAUGUAACUUAUUAUAUAUAACAUUGUCAUUAAAGUGCAUGCUUGUUCUCACGAUUCUCAAGUACCCAACGAGGCAAGUCCAAAUCAUAUUUGAGAAAAUAAACUGGUUUAAUUUCUAAUCAAA
This is a messenger RNA of Cyclopterus lumpus (lumpfish), 1401 nucleotides long. It is a transcript of the gene rabif, whose product is annotated as RAB interacting factor. Gene Ontology annotation, biological process: post-Golgi vesicle-mediated transport; small GTPase-mediated signal transduction. The transcript is spliced from 3 exons. Bases 133 to 525 code for a protein of 130 amino acids. The record is from RefSeq and is a predicted model, not a curated record. Gene Ontology annotation, molecular function: guanyl-nucleotide exchange factor activity; zinc ion binding. Gene Ontology annotation, cellular component: cytosol; membrane. Lineage: Eukaryota; Metazoa; Chordata; Actinopteri; Perciformes; Cyclopteridae.